Molecule: messenger RNA, 1454 nt
Organism: Aspergillus pseudotamarii
Lineage: Eukaryota; Fungi; Ascomycota; Eurotiomycetes; Eurotiales; Aspergillaceae
Product: cAMP-dependent protein kinase
Exons: 4
Coding region: 151-1341 (396 amino acids)
Biological process (GO): peptidyl-serine phosphorylation
Cellular component (GO): cAMP-dependent protein kinase complex; nucleus
Molecular function (GO): ATP binding; cAMP-dependent protein kinase activity
Source: RefSeq, a predicted model, not a curated record
GAAUAUUACGUUUACAUCGCAUUCUAGUUUUGAUUUUAGGGAGCCUCUCAGUCCCCCAAUUGUCAUUUAAAGUGCUCCGCUCUUCUCCCCCCCAAAAUCGGGGUAUUCGGAUUCCUGCGGUUCCCCGAGACAUGAUCUUUCCCCAUCCCCAUGGCUACAGGAACGGUCGACCCUUCGGCCCCUAAGGACGUCCAGGGGACAUCGAGCCCGACCGGAGACAUCGAUACGGGGUCAAGUAAUCUUCACGACAAAGAAAAACAGAUGGUGGCUGCUAUCCGCCCGCCGCACCAGCGACAUUUGAGUCCUUUCGUCAUCACUGAGCGGCCGGAGGAAAAACAACUAGGCGUGUCUACCCGCACCUUGACAGUUGAUGACUUUGCACUUCUGAAAACUCUCGGUACUGGCACCUUCGCUCGAGUAUGGCUAGUGAGAUUAAAGGACGAGAUACGACAGAGAGAUAAAGUGUACGCACUCAAAAUACUACGGAAGGCGGAUGUGAUCAAAUUGAAGCAGGUCGAACAUGUGCGCAACGAGCGGAAGACUCUCUCGGCGGUUGCCGGCCACCCAUUCAUAACGACACUGAUAGCCUCAUUUUCCGAUGACCAAAGCUUGUACAUGUUGUUGGACUAUUGCCCUGGCGGUGAGAUCUUUAGUUACCUACGGCGCGCGCGCAGGUUCAACGAAAACACUGCUAAAUUCUAUGCGGCUGAGAUCACUCUAACCAUCGAAUUCCUCCACGACGUAGAGGGAAUCGUUUAUCGCGACCUGAAGCCUGAAAACAUUCUUCUGGAUGCCGAGGGGCACAUUAGACUUGUCGACUUUGGCUUUGCAAAGAAAGUCGAUAAUCGGGAGACUUAUACCCUCUGCGGCACGCCAGAGUACCUUGCCCCCGAGGUCAUCCAUAACAGUGGCCAUGGUCUUGCAGUUGACUGGUGGGCCCUAGGUAUUCUUAUUUACGAGUUUUUGGUGGGGCAACCGCCCUUCUGGGAUCAGAACCCCAUGCGUAUAUACGAACAGAUCGUGGAAGGCCGCAUACGCUUCCCUCAAAACAUGUCGCCGGCGGCCCAGAAUAUCAUAUCCUUACUUUGCAAGACCAAUCCCACGGAGCGCCUAGGGUACAUAUCUGGAGGGUCUGCCAGAGUCAAGUCCCAUCCUUUUUUUGAAGACAUACAAUGGGAUGAUUUGUUUUACCGCCGUAUCAAAGGGCCUAUCAUCCCGAGAGUCGACCACCCCGCAGACACCGGUAACUUCGAAGAGUAUCCGGAUCCAGACGUGAGGAGUCAGAACGUUUAUACCGAUGAUCUGAGGAAAAAGUACGAGGCUUUGUUUAGCGACUUUUAGGCAUGGUGUUGGAGCAAAUUUAAAAAUAUUACUGAACAAACACCUUUCAGUGAACGUACUGCCGCCACGCGAUCAGGUCGAUCCGUCCAACCGGAUCAUCCCAGCGGAGACGA